GAUCAUUAGGAGUUUCUUUCUUUGCAGUUUGGCUGCUCAGCACACAUCAUUAUCAGUGCAGGCAAGCCCAGCGUCUUUUUGUCUGUCAUUUUCGGUUUUAGCUCUCCUUUCUGGUCGGAAUAAAAGAUGGUGCAUGGAUAAAGUUGUAAGCCAUGCUCCAACAUGUUUGGAAUAUGUGGUUUUGCUUGAGCCUACUGUCAACAAAACAGUGUUUCAUUCAGUCCAAAGAUUGAAGCAGCAAUGGACCAGGCAAGGUCGACGAUAUCCAAAAUUUUUAACGGGGAGCCCCACUCCUACACACGUUUCAACUUGACCCAGAACAUGGAAGGCGAUAACAGCCAGGUGGAGAUGAAGCUGUCGUCCGACAUGGAUGAGGAGGUCGGGGUAAAUGGAGUGGGAGACCACCUCAAUCACAACUCUAACCGCAAACCCUACGUGGCUCAGAAGCUUGGACGCACACCGAAGAACCUCUGCUUCAUGGCGGCUGCCACCCUCCUCAUCUUUAUCAUCGGGUAUUUGAUUGGCUACCUGGUUCAUCGGAAGAAGGACAUUGCUCCCACCUGUGCAGCCUCCAUUGCCCGUUACGAUGAACCUGUUGCCCACGAGACAGGUGCUGCCCCGCUGAUGGACUGGGACGAUCUCAAAAAUCUCCUCACUGAGAAACUCAGCGCAGCCAAAUUUGAACCUGUCUUCAAAGAGUUGUCCCGUGUCGACCAUCGGGCGGGCUCUCCUGGAGACGAGACUUUGGCGAACAAGGUCAUGAAGAAGUUUAACGACUACGGCAUGUCAACCUGGACCGAUGAGCAUUAUGUCAAGGUUCAGGACGCCCCGGCUUCUGGAUUUAACAGAAUUAAAUUCAAGAACGAGACCAGUAAGAAUCUGGAGGGAUUCCUGUCCUACAGUGCCACGGGAACAGUGACGGGUGCUGUCUUGUACACAUAUUACGGGCAGGAAAGCGACUUGAGGGUGCUGCGGGAUAAAGGCAUCAACCAGACCGGCAGAGUCAUGCUGGUCAGAGCUGGUCGCAUCAGCUUUGCUGAGAAGGUUGCCAAUGCUGCCAAAAUGGGUGCUGCUGCUGUUUUGAUCUACCCCGACCCGGAUGAUUACGCUAUCGGAGACGCCGCAACACCGCUCUUUGGACAUGUCCACAUGGGUUCAGGGGACCCCUACACUCCAGGCUUCCCCUCCUUCAACCACACCCAGUUUCCACCUGUCCAGUCUUCAGGCCUGCCGAAAAUCUUGGCUCAGACCAUCACAGCCGGCAUGGCUACCAAAAUCCUGAGAGCCCUGGAGGGUCAGAAUGAGCCGGAAAGCUGGGGGGGCCUCAACAGACUGGGAGGCGAGAACGAUCUCAUCACUGUGGAGGUCAACAACGUCCUCAAAGAGAAAAAGAUCAAUAAUGUCUUUGGGGUCAUCAAAGGGUUCGUGGAUGCAGAUCGUUAUGUGGUUAUCGGCGCCCAGAGGGACGCAUGGGGUCCAGGUUUUGCCACUUCGACAGUCGGUACCAGCGUCCUGCUUGAGCUGGCGCGUUCCAUCUCAGACAUGGUGAAGAACGACGGAUUCAAACCGAGGAGAAGCAUCGUGUUUGCCAGCUGGAGUGCAGGUGAAUAUGGGAGUGUUGGCGCCACCGAGUGGCUGGAGGGUUAUCUUUCCUCUCUGAGCAUGAAAGCCUUCGCCUACAUCAACCUGGAUGCAGUUGUGAAAGGUCAGAAAGGAUUUAAAGUGGGAGCCAGUCCUCUGCUGCACGGCCUGAUCGAGAGCGCUCUGAACGAGGUGCACUUCCGGAGUGGGUCUCUGUUUUCUCAAUAUGCAAAGGGAAACUGGGAAUCAAACGUGUUGGAGCCUCUGAAGGUGGACAAUGCUGCGUAUCCUUUCCUUGCCUUUUCUGGCAUUCCCUCAGUGUCGUUUGGAUUCACCUCCGGGAGCUCAGACUACCAGUACUCUGGCACAAACCUGGACACCCGGGAGAGACUGAACAGCGCCACGGGCAACCAGGUUCCUCAGCUUGCCGAAAUCUCGACUAAGUUCGCAGGACAAAUUGCACUGAGGCUGGUCCACGAUCAUCUGCUGCGGAUGGACCUGACUAAGUACGACAAGGUCAUUCGUACUCACAUGGUUCACAUCAACUCCAAAGUCAAGGCUGUGCAGAGGAUGCAGCCCCAGCUGUUGCCCAAGGCCCUGACGAUGCAGUGGUUGAUCUCGGCCUCUGGCUCCUACAGCCGAGCCUCUCGCAACCUGGCGUCAGACAUCCAGAACAGUGACCUGGACGACAUUGAGAUGUGCCGUGUCAUUAAUGACCGCAUCAUGGCGGUGGAAAGGAACUUCCUGUCCCCCUACGUGUCCCCCAGAGACAGUCCUUUCCGCCACAUCCUGCUGGGCUCCGGACCUCACACUCUCAAGGCGCUGUCCACCCACCUGGAGGCCCUCAGGAUCGACCACCCCGACUCGGACGCCGACCUGUUCCGCAACCAGUUCGCCCUGGCGACCUGGACCAUCCAGGGCUGUGCCAACUCACUGGCAGGGGACAUCUGGUCUUUGAAUAAUGAGAUCUAAAAGAGUAGCCCCCCCUCUUUGUCCCUUGUUCAUGAUUUGACCCUCUUAUUACAACUGACGGUGAAAGUACGCUGUGAUCAUUAACUCACAGAUGCACAGCGUUUUAAAUUUAAGACAGGAAAUGAUCAGAGUAGAGCUGUUACUAAAAAUCAUUCAUCACUUUUGCUUCGUUAAUGUCACACUUGAGGGAUAAGCUCCUCUUUCUCCAUAAAGCCAAACAUUACAGAUAAAAAUGUACUUAAGCCUUUACGCCUUAACACAAAGAAACUUUAGAGGGUCAUUUUCUUUUCUUCUCCCACUUUGGAAAGAAAAAUUUUCCAAUAAUUAAUAAUAAUUACCGCAAUCUGAAUACUUUGGUGCUAGUAAGGUCUACCUUCAGAUGGCCAUGUCAUGUGGCAGUGCUACUUUAAUUGGUGUUACCUUACCAAUGAGCUGAAUGUAGUGAAAUUAAGGUUUUUUUCAGCACAGUAUCAGGUCAUAAUCACAGCUGUGUUUUCCAGCUCAGAGAUGUACGAAACACAAACGGCCAGUAUGAUAUUAUUACAAGCUAAUGAUCUUCCAUCUGUUUACCACAAUUAUUACAAAUCGAAACUGCUGGUUUUCCGUCUGCUGCUGGAGCCUCGUGUUCAAACUGAGCUGGUUUUCUAUUGGUAGCUAUAAUUUCAUACUGUGCUGAAACCUGCAACUCAAGUCAAUGUUAGAGAUUUACAAGUUGCUGAAAAGGAGAGAUUAAUUAAGAAUAACGCAGCAGUGUCAAACAGAACACAACUAGAAGUAGAUUUUGGACAAUCAGCUGUUGUUACUUGGCACCGUUUUACACUUAAAGGGAUACUUCACCUGCAAAAUGACCCUUUGCAUAUCAGUUUCUCAACCUGUGUUAUGCUGAAUUUGUGAGGAAAACUUAAUUUUUCUUGCAAGCCUUCACAGUAAAAAAAGAAUCCAAAAAUUGAGACAAUUG
Molecule: messenger RNA, 3511 nt
Organism: Plectropomus leopardus (leopard coralgrouper)
Lineage: Eukaryota; Metazoa; Chordata; Actinopteri; Perciformes; Serranidae
Source: RefSeq, a predicted model, not a curated record